Porites evermanni is the source of this 2519-nucleotide messenger RNA. Lineage: Eukaryota; Metazoa; Cnidaria; Anthozoa; Scleractinia; Poritidae. The record is from the annotation of a GenBank genome assembly.
AACAAAGUUGGAAAAUAUCUCAUUGAGCGCAGUGGGAUCUACAAACCUUAUGUCUUGACAGUAUUUGACGCACAGUACGCUGAUUGUGGAAAUUAUUACUGUUGUCUUCCGUCGAACAAGUCGGAUAAUGUCUCGUCUCUUAUGUCAAACGACUGCCAGCGUUUUGUGCUAUGGGUGAGAGGUAAGCAUCUCGAAUCAAUGUCAAAACAGUCUUUUUGGUAACAUAGAGUGGUAAGUUUUCCGGCAAUGGUAAAAUCGAACUCAGCAUAUCAAAUUCUUGAAGCCGAUCAGAUAUGGCAAAGGAAAACAGAAAUAGAUUUGCGGAAGGACGCGUAAAUCAUGCACACAUAACAAUUUUUCCGAGUUUGCGUUUCUUUUUUGCAUUUUAUAAAAAUGGUGAUAAUGAUUUUAAAAAGUGAUACGUCACAUGAAAAGUUAAAAGAGGUCAUCCCGACAGGGGAUCAAAGUACGAUGAUAGGUUAUAAGCAGAGAAUUCAAACGCAAAGAAAAACACCCACAGUUGUCCUGUAGAACUCAAAGUCUACUCUGCGUUAAUCAUUCUACACUACACUACAAAACAAAUAAUUAUUCGGAAAAUAGGCGGAUUACAUACGGUUUGAGCAAGCCCGGGCAAGGCAAUACAGCCUUUUCUUUUUGCCAAUGACGUCAUAAUCGAGGCCCCAUUAAGUAUUGACCUAUCUUUAUCUAUGACGUCACCGUGACGUUGGAUCCACAAGAUCCACCCUGAUCCACCCGACUAGAACCCUUAUUUUAUACACUACUCCCGCCACUUAAGCAAAACUCCAGGUGAAGUUAUGGUAACGGCCCAGAGGGUGCUACCUUACCAAAAACCUACGUAUGUAUGGGAAGGCUUCGCCCGAAAAGGUCAAAGAUUCCAAAACAAAAAACGACAAACAUAUUAUUGUCUUGCAGAGGCCUGCAGAAAAAAACCUGAACUGGUCGCGAUCAUCGAAGGUGGCGCCGAAGUUAUCCGAGGACUUGACGAAAACAUCACGAUGAAUGCCUCCCUUUCUUACGAUCCAGAUAUAGGAACUGGAAAUAAUUCAGGAAUGAACUUUACCUGGCAUUUUGGCAAGGUUAAAGGAAACAAUGAUUCAUUCCCGUUGCCUAGCCUAAGUAAUAUAGCCGUUCAAUACUUUGCGGAGAAAGGUUUCGGACCAGUCGUCAUCUUCUCCAAGAAACCCUUAUUACUGAAUCAGACUUACAUUAUGAAGUUGGUGGUCACCAAAGACUAUCGAACAUCAAGUGUGUUUCAAGUCAUAAGAAUGCAGAAGGGAGAACCACCUAGAGUUUCGCAAAGGUACAUUUUUAGACAGUAUUUCUCAAACGUAUCUUUUCUGUUGUGCCAAGUAAUUCUUGCUGUCAUUGAUUAUCAAUAAGCCAGGCAGUGGAAAUAUCCUACAUGACGCAGUAAAUGUGAUGAAAAUGGUGGAAACAAUGCAAAAGUAAGUUGAGGUGAUAAAAUCUAUAAUAUUUAUUACCAGAGAAUGCGUGGUCGGUUCAGCCUCUUUUUUUUUUCUCGAACACUCAAGGGCAUUUUCAGUGGGUGGCGAGAAAAAGAGCACGACGUUCCAAGAUUCAUUCGCGCCUGUUGACUGUUUCAGGGUAUCCGCGGAUUUUUAUUAAGCUACCUAAGGGCAGCUACAAUGAAAUCUGGGGCGAAAUCUAGUCUCACUUUGCAAUAACAACUCAGUGAUAAAAAUAAAAAGUUCAGUCUGGCAACUGUCACUAUAAGCACUAUUUUUAUGGAGUCAAUCCAGUCUCGAGAUAGUAUCACACCGACUGUUGCAUCAACGCAAUACCGAGUCACAAGUGUAAACUAUUGUGACUAAUAUUAUUACCAUGCCCUACAAUGUGUGUAUUUAUUUUUUAUACUUAGCUGUCUUCUAAAUUGUGGAGUUCAAACAAGUCCGUCAGUUAGGUUGAGUAUCAAGUCACAGUGCCAGGGUUCUCAGUGCUCCAAAAUAUUCUCCUACGAAUGGACGCUCUAUGAACAGAACAAGUCAGCCUCAAAUACUGAUCCAAUAUGGCGAAGGGUGAAUAUAUUGCAAAGCAUUACAACUACUCCGCUAAACUCAAGUGACAUUGUCAUAAAAGAAAACUCGUUGGAUGGGAGAAAGCACUAUCGAUUGGUGUUAUUUGUAAGAACUAAGGACGGUAUUCUAGGAUUGAGUGCUUAUGACAUUGUUACUGCUACACCACCUUCAGGAGGAAGGUGUUUGAUCAUUCCGUCCAGCGGCAUCUCAUUAAAGACUAAUUUCAACCUGAGCUGCAGCGACUGGGUCAGUGACGCUACCCCUCUGACGUACCAGUUUCAAUAUCGACUGGAAAACGGUCUGUACAGUAUGGUACACUACGGAGUAAACAACAGCGUUAUUUCAUGGCUACCCCCUGGAAACCGAUCACAUAACUACAAAGUCGAGUUUCUUGCUACUGUAACUAAUAGUUAUGGAGCUUCUGCAUCGACUGUUAAUCUUUCUGUCCGGGUGAGUUCAUAG